AUGUCGACGACCGCUGCUGGUUCGGACAGCUCGUCCACGGGAGAAGUCACGGAGCUGGUGCUUGAAGUGCUUCAAUACUACGAGACGAGGCGAGUUCAUACCAUGUCUCCGUUCUCUUUCAGGAACCUUGACGUUCUGACAUCGGCUCGUAGUCAACUAAGCCAAUAUAUGGGGGUGGCAAUGCUUGGUGUCGUGUUCUACGAGUACCUGAUAACUUUUGACCUCGAAGUUCGCUAUAUCUGGGGCCGCCGACUGACAUGGGCUAAAGUGGUUUUCUUGCUCAACCGGUACACCACUCCGGUAUACUACAUUGGCCUCGUUUUCCCUCUCCUCCUCCCUGCUACAAGACUAAGGUAUGCUACGCUCCCGUACGCUAUCAAGCUUACCAAAAUUGAUAAUUUCGCCGAUUACUACGGCGAUCACUUAACCGACCUCCUUUUAUCAGCAUUCGCGGGGUUACGGAUCUAUCCCAUCAGCGACAAGAACAGAUUCAUCACACUGGCUGUGGUGUUAUUGUCCCUCUUCCCAAUCGCCACGAAUAUGGUCGCCGUUAUACCGCUCCAAUUGGGCAUAGGCCAUAUUCCUCUGCCGCCUCAUCCUACCUACUGCGCAUUUGACGACGCCAUGAAGUCCUCCGAGUUCCACGAGCGUAAGACUUCCUCCAUUGCCGUGUUCAUUGGCUUGCUAACGAACGUCCCGCUCAUCCUCGUGGAAGGUAUAAUCGUUGUGGUGAUCCUGCUGCGGACGGCGACUGUCGUUCUCGGCCGAAAGGAGUUGCCGACGUUUAAGUUCACCCGGCUCGUCAUGAGAGACGGCAUCGUUUACUUCUUAACUUUGAUGCUGAUCAACGUCACCAACGUGGCGACAUACUUCACCGACUCUACGCCGUAUGCCGACUUCUGUACGAUGAUCAGUGUGUACUACUUCAAUCUUGCAGGGAUCUCAGAUAUGAGCGAACGGACCAGCAUUCCUUCUCGUUGGGAGGGCAUGGCGACCAUCUCGUUACCAGUGUGA
Dichomitus squalens LYAD-421 SS1 is the source of this 1014-nucleotide messenger RNA. RefSeq lists its product as uncharacterized. The coding region runs from base 1 to 1014 and encodes 337 amino acids. Lineage: Eukaryota; Fungi; Basidiomycota; Agaricomycetes; Polyporales; Polyporaceae. The record is from RefSeq and is a predicted model, not a curated record. The transcript is spliced from 10 exons.